Labrus bergylta (ballan wrasse) is the source of this 3953-nucleotide messenger RNA. Lineage: Eukaryota; Metazoa; Chordata; Actinopteri; Labriformes; Labridae. The record is from RefSeq and is a predicted model, not a curated record.
CUCUUCCAACUUAGUCCGCGAGCUUCUUGUUCACUCAGGCAUUUGAACACAGGACACGGAGUGUAUCACACACACACUGUGACACACAAACACACACACUGUGACACACACAGUGACUGACACCGGUGUGGAGUAGCAGCGCAGGGAGCGGGACGCACGGACGGACGGACGGACAGACGGAGUGCACCUGUCCUGCGCAGACUGUGAAUCCUCAGACGCUCAUAGACAGAGGAUCUGACCGGACGUCCCUAUGUGUGGAUGGGACCAAAGUUACACGGCGACCUCUCAUAGCUCGGCCAUGUUGACCAGUGAGGGGGCGCACACCAUGGAGCAGGACGACACGCGACAGGAAGCCAAGAUGGCAUCCACCGCCACCGCAGCAUCCGGCUCGGACGGCGCCGAGACAACACAGGCGGACUCUGACGUCGACAUGGAGCUGGACGUGGAGGAGGCAGACAUGAGCCGGUGGACGGAGGCGGAGUUUGAGGACAAGUGCACGUACAUCGUCAAGGACACAGCGCGGGAGGCGGGGCCAGACUAUGACGCAGUGACGACAUCAACGACAAGAGCCGAGAUGUCGUUGCCCCGAAACCUGACCUUCAAACAUCUGGCUGACGGCAAGGAGGUGGUCGGCGUGUGCAGCAGGGAGUACAUCCCAAAAGGAACCCGCUUCGGACCCCUGGUGGGCGAGAUCUACACGGCCGACAGCGUCCCCAAAGACGCCAACCGGAAGUACUUCUGGAGGAUCUACGCGAACGACGAGUUCCACCACUUUGUCGACGGCCUGGAUGAGACUCGCUCGAACUGGAUGCGCUACGUGAACCCGGCCCACUCAGCGGCGGAGCAGAACCUGGCGGCGUGUCAGAACGGCAUGGAGAUUUACUUCUACACGGUGAAGCCCGUCCCCGCCGGCGCCGAGCUGCUCGUCUGGUACUGCCACGACUUUGCCCGACGGCUGCACUACCCGCCGUCCGGAGAGCUCAUGAUGCAGAAACUCAAGCAGUCCCUCUUGGAGGUCAAGCAGCAGCAGGUGAACAGUGAGGAGCGAUCAGCCGGAGCCUCCAGCCCGUCCUCCGUUGCGGUGACCCCCAACCCGCCCAAGAGGGAGCACAGCGUCCUCUCCAUUCUGCGUGGCACCCCCUCCUCCUCGUCCACAAAGAGGGAGCCGAGUCGGCCCCUUCCCACCCGCCCUCGCUGCGCCGACAGCCCAGAGCGCCCCCUGUACCCCCGCGCCCUCUACCCUGCUCUCAGGCCCCAUCAUCACAUCCCUGACGACUUCCUGGGGCACAAACCUGGACAGAUUGGUUACCCCGCAACUCGUUCCCCCGGCAACCAGUCUUCAGCCACACCCAGCCCGUCGGCGAGGAGCAGCCCAGAAAGCAGCCCUCAGGGAAGCCCCUCGGGUCCAUCCCCAGUUUCCUUCUACCCCACCAGAUUGGGUUCCUAUCCUGGUUACUCCCCGCCAUCUGCACCGCUCUCCUCAUCCUUCUACCCUCCUGGAGCCCCCUACCCGCGCUAUCUCCUGCCCCAUCACUACCCUCUGCCCGGGGGCGGUGUCCCCGCUGUUGGAGGAAUCUUUCCGAGGAUGUACCCCCUCUACAGCAGCCUCCUGCCGCAUCACGUUCCCCUCCUGCCUUCUGACACAGCAGGGAGGCCGCCCUACCUGAUGCCAGAACCAGUCCACCCCUCGUCCAUCUCCUCCCACAGAGACUUCCUCCUCCCCGGGCCCACCAGUGCCUUCUCAGCCGCCACUUCCCUGAAGGAUAAAGCGGGGCCUCACCACCUUUAUGCCGGGCACCCCCAUCAUCAUGGACCCUCCCAUGCACCCUCCCCAACAGCAGGCACAGCGCCCCCCAACGAGCGGAUGCCCACCAAGCCUACCUCAGCCCUGCUGGGCGAUUCAAGCGACGAGGAGGCCAUCAACCUGACCAAGGUGAAGCGUGGCAUCGGCUCGGCCGGCUACAAGGCGCUGCCGUACCCGCUGAAGAAGCAGAACGGGAAGAUCAAGUACGAGUGCAACGUGUGCAGCAAGACCUUCGGACAGCUGUCGAACCUGAAGGUUCAUCUCCGUGUGCACAGUGGAGAGAGACCUUUCAAGUGUCAGACCUGUAACAAAGGCUUCACCCAGCUGGCUCACCUGCAGAAGCACUUCCUGGUCCACACCGGGGAGAAGCCACACGAAUGCCAGGUUUGUCACAAGCGCUUCAGCAGCACCAGCAACCUGAAAACUCACCUGCGCCUGCACUCGGGGGAGAAGCCCUACCACUGCAAACUCUGCCCGGCCAAGUUCACCCAGUUCGUCCACCUCAAGCUGCACAAACGCCUGCACUCCCGCGAACGUCCGCACAAAUGCUCCCACUGCCACCGCCACUACAUCCACCUCUGCAGCCUGCGGCUCCACCUGAAGGGCUACUGCACGGCGGCUAACCCCGGUCCCGGCGGCCCGGCUGUCUCCAGCCAGGCGGCCUUGGACGAGGUGCAGCGCGCCAAUGAAGAGAUCGAGCGCUUUGAUGUGAGCGAGCAUGCCGAGCGGUUGGAGCAGCUGCAGGGCGGGAUGGAGGUGGAGGCCAUCUUGGAGAAGCAGGUCCUCGGGAUGCUGUGGAGGGAGAGCGACCUCAAGUCCUCCCACUUUCAUCCGCACCACAAGAGCAGCCCGGCUGAGCUCCUGUCGUCGGCUUAUGGUGCAUACGACUCCCCGAGUGAGACGUCGGUCAUCAAGAUGCGACGCAGCAGCCCCAUCGUGCCGCUCCCCGCCCACGUCACCAUCAAGCAGGAGUCAGAGGAUCACGCUUAAAGUGACCUUUUAAACGAGUCGGGACUUAACCACUCCAAGCGGACUAGCUUGCCGGGUGCAACAGCUGUAAAUAAUGAUCUCUCUACCUGGUUGUCAUCAGGAGGGACAUCAUGAGGACUCCAGGUUUUGAACCUAUCAGGGACUCACGUACUCAGGGCUCAAGAGACACUGUCCCACGACUACUUAGCAGUUUAUUCUCCUUACAGACAAUCAUCUACCCAGGACUUACCUUUAAUGUCAUUAAUAUAAUGCUAUUAUCAUCGUUGUUGUUGAAUGAUUUGGUCUUUAUUUUCAAAUGCUUUUUGGAUCAGUUAGUUGUUGUAUAACCUCCUUAAUUUAUUACACUUUUUAUUUGUCGUCUUUGAAAGCAAUAAGUGGAAGGGAUGGUUACACUGACGGGAUGAAAUCAGUGGAAACGACAUUUUCUUCAUGAUGUUUUUGUUUCUCUUUGUGGCCAUUUCUUUGUAGAUGCCACGCUCCUCUAUGCCUAUAUCCGUCCUGUGGCCUCUGACCUCUAGAAGCAGGGGGCGUCCACUCUGCAGGGUUUUGUCUAUUUAAAAUUGAAGAACCGGUUACAGCAGGUUAAGAAAGGGUUAAAGAACACCAGUUUGUUCAUUUAGCAAGAAGAGCUUUAAUCCAACCCUGCUGGAUAGCUUCCCUAAAGUAUGUCUGUGUCCUUCUCUGAUGCCUACUUAAUUUAAAUGAAAGAAAAAAAAAAGGCAUUUUUUUGUAUAUUUUCCACAACGGUUACCUCAGUGUGCAUGAUGCUCAAUGAAUGUGUGUGUGUGUGUAUGUGUGUGUUUAAAGGGACAGCUGGAGGUGUGAGCUUUCUAUUUAUUUAAGUUUUGCUACUUGAAGGAGAAGAAAAAGAAGAAACCAAACUGAACUGGAGUGCAGCUCUUCAUGUGGUCCAAAGGAGCGGUAACGACCCGCUUGACAUGUAGCACAUAGCGGACUCGGGGAGGCUGGAUAGCCGACGCCGUCGUCCGUCCUUUUUUUGUUUAAUUUUUCUUAAACACUGUCGUCAUCCAGCAGGGACGUGAACGUCCUCACAAUAAGGGAUUCACACGCGACGCUAGAAACCAAAGUUCACUCGGCUUUAAUUUUUUGAAUGCACACCAAAAAAAAAAAAAAAAAAAAAAAGAGGAAAGGAAAAAGA